Podarcis raffonei (Aeolian wall lizard) is the source of this 2435-nucleotide messenger RNA. RefSeq names its product gametogenetin binding protein 2 (gene GGNBP2). NCBI's taxonomy places the organism in Eukaryota, Metazoa, Chordata, Lepidosauria, Squamata, Lacertidae. The transcript is spliced from 15 exons. The record is from RefSeq and is a predicted model, not a curated record. Gene Ontology annotation, cellular component: nucleus; cytoplasm. Bases 192 to 2402 code for a protein of 736 amino acids.
GCCUUUUUCCCUGCCUCUCGCGAGAGGAGGAGGAGCUAAAGCCGGACGAGGAGGCCCGAGGUCUGCUGUAGCAGCGCUCCUGAAAGGGGUGGGCGAAGGAAGGAAGGGAAGAGAGACCGGCCAAAAAACUGCCCGUCCCUUUUGAGGCUGGGAGCUGGGAGGAAGAAGCAAGAGUAGCGGCGUCGGCAGAGAUGGCGCGGCUGGUGGCAGUUUGCAGGGACGGCGAGGAAGAAUUCCCCUUCGAGAGGCGACAGAUCCCCCUCUACAUCGAUGACACCCUGACGAUGGUGAUGGAGUUUCCUGAUAACGUGCUUAACCUUGAUGGGCAUCAGAACAGUGGGGCUCAGUUAAAGCAGUUCAUCCAGCGGCACAGCAUGCUCAAGCAGCAGGACCUGAAUAUUGCCAUGAUGGUGACAUCGCGCGAAGUCUUGAGUGCUCUCUCUCAGCUUGUCCCCUGCGUCGGCUGCCGCCGGAGCGUGGAGCGCCUCUUCUCUCAGCUCGUGGAGUCGGGGAACCCUGCCCUCGAACCCCUCACCGUCGGGUCCAAGGGAGUCCUCUCUGUCACUCCGAGCUGCAUGAGGGAUGCGAAGAAGCUCUACACGCUGUUCUACGUGCACGGGUCCAAGUUAAAUGAAAUGAUUGAUGCGAUUCCGAAAAGUAAGAAGAACAAGAGGUGCCAGCUGCACUCCUUGGACACACACAAACCCAAGCCCUUGGGCGAAGGGAACGGUAGCGCCCUGAGUGCAGAGAAGUUAGGUGCAGAUAAAAGAAGUAGUGAAGACGACAGGAAGGAGAGCAGGUGUAGGAUCACUUUCUACUAUGGACCUUUCCAAGGAGCAGCCAGGGGUUGCUGGAUGGACGUGUGGGAGCUGAUGUCUCAGGAGUGCAGAGACGAAGUAGUUUUAAUCGACUCCAGCUGUCUGUUAGAAACAUUAGAAACUUACCUCCGGAAACACAGGUUUUGCACCGACUGCAAGAACAAAGUCCUGCGGGCUUACACCAUCCUUAUCGGCGAGCUGGACUGCAGCAAAGAGAAGGGCUACUGUGCCGCUCUCUACGAGGGGCUGCGCUGCUGUCCCCACGAGCGCCACAUCCACGUCUGCUGCGAGACAGACUUCAUCGCCCACCUCCUUGGCCGAGCCGAACCCGAGUUCGCAGGAGGGUAUGAGCGAAGGGAGAGACAUGCAAAGACAAUCGACAUCGCCCAAGAGGAGGUCCUGACUUGCUUGGGGAUCCAUCUUUACGAACGGCUGCACCGCAUCUGGCAGAAGCUGAGGGCGGAGGAGCAGACUUGGCAGAUGCUGUUCUACCUUGGCGUUGAUGCUUUGCGCAAAAGUUUCGAGAUGGCCGUGGAAAGAGUCCAGGGCAUCAGCCGGCUGGAGCAGCUCUGCGAGGAGUUCUCCGAAGAGGAGCGGGUGCGAGAGCUCAAGCAGGAGAAGAAGCGCCAGAAGCGCAAGAACCGGAGAAAAAAUAAGUGUGCGUGCGAGAUCCCCGCUCCCUUGCAAGGAGUGGAGGAGAAGGAGAGGAGCCAGGAGAAGGAAAACUUCUUGGAAAGUGGUUGCAAAGCCUGCGGCAGCACAGAAGAGAGAGGCAGCUGCAUCGAGGUCAUUGUGACCAACGAAAACACUUCCUGCACUUGUCCCACUGCUGGCACUUUACUGGGUUCACCCAAAAUAAAGAAAGGUUUAUCUGCACAUUGCAAUGGCAGCGAUUGUGGCUACUCCUCCAGCAUGGAGGGCAGCGAAACGGGGUCGCGGGAGGGCUCGGACAUCGCUUGCACCGAAGGGAUUUGCAACCAUGACGAAAACGGUGAUGACCCCUGCCUCCAUCGCUGCGAGGACAAGGAGGAGGACGGGGACAGCUGUGUGGAGUGCUGGGCAAAUUCGGAAGACAACAACAUGAAAGGCAAGAGCAAGAAGAAGAAAAAGAAAAGCAAGAAGGGCGAGGCCGAACAUAUCCAAAAGCUGAGCAACUGCGCCAUAGACCCGAGUAGUCACGAGAGCUCCGGCAAUGCCACGCACACGGAGUUCCACCGGGACAAGACCAAAGACCCGCACAGCGACACCUGCUGUCGCGCAGAGAAGGGCGGGCAGCCAUGGUUGGAGCACAGGAAAACGGCGCUGUCGUGCGCAGAACUUCCAGAUGCAGCCUCCGCUCCAGACUCUGGGAAAGGUGCCAAGAGCUUGGUGGAACUCCUCGAUGAAUCCGAAUGCACUUCCGACGAGGAAAUCUUCAUCUCGCAAGACGAGAUCCAGUCGUUCAUGGCGAACAACAAGUCUUUCUACAGCAAUAGAGAGCAGUACCGCCAGCACCUGAAGGAGAAAUUUAACAAAUACUGCCGCUUGAACGAUCACAGGAGGCCGGUUUGUAGCGGCUGGCUGACGACAGCCGGAGCGAACUAAACCCAAUAAAAUUAGCUCUGUCUUUCAAUGAAA